GUGAUGGCAUCUCAGGUGGACGAAUUUACUCUGGAGUCUGUGAGGGAUUACAUGAUAUCCCGGGGCGGGAGAGUCACCAACCACGAGCUGGUCAAGCACUUUAAAGUGUACUUGACGAAUCCUACAUGUAAAGAAAUUGCGAGGAACAAGUUUAAGCAAUAUGUGAACACACUUGCUAACAUCAGCCAGGAAGGUGGUGAGAAGUAUCUCGUUCUCAAAAGGAAAUAUAGAAUUGGCACUCCACUUUCUGAAUCUGAGUACCUCAGCCCUGGCUGUUCACCUGGAGGGGUCAGCUUCAACAGUACUAAUCAGUUCAGUAUUUAUGGUUCACCUCCACAUAGUGGAGGUUACAGCCCACAGCCUUGCACCCCAAUGACUAUACCUCCCCCUCCACCUCUUUCCAGAACAACUCCUCCAUACCGGGCUCCUCCUCCAUAUAGACCCCCUCCUGUAACAACACCAACACAUCAGGUUUAUUCAUCUCAGGAGGACCUAAAAUAUGGAGACAGAAGAUUUGAUCCCCCACCUCCUCACUUCAAUGGACGUAAUCAGGGAAGCGGUGAGUCAAGAUAUUCAGGGGAGCUUCCCAUGUACACACCUACAGAAACAAGAUACCCUGCUGUAGGUGAACCAAGGUACCCACCACCACCAGCACUGCCAGAGCCACUCUUUGGUGAGGCAAGGUACCCGUACGAUGAACCUGCUGACCUAGGAAUUCCUCUUGCACCACAAAUGACUCGCCCUUCGAGUUCUCUCUCAGCAUCCUCAAGCAGUUUAGUGACAUAUGGGGGAUCUUCAGGCCCACAACCCUCUCCAGUAUCUUUUGCAAACUAUAGCAUUCCUCCACCACCUUUGGCACCUUUGUCAGCCUCCCGUCCGAAAAGUCUACCUAUUCAGCAAACAUCAUCCAUUUCUUCUCCCUCGGAAGAUGGUGACUCUGUGUCAGUUUCUGCUACAACAACAACAGUGUCAUCUGCCUCCACACCAUCAUCCGAUGAACCCCCACCUCCAGUUCCACCAAGAAAAAGACCAGGAGAAAAUAAAGAAAACUUAAGACCUUCUCCAGACGGAGAAGAAAGUGGAAAAAACGUGGGAGGUGAAGGCAGCAGCGAUGGUGGUGGUGGAGACACUGCCGAUAUGGGAGGUGGUGGUGGUGGAGAACGCUCGGAGGAGGAACGUAAGAUCUCCGUGUCUGUCAGGGAAGCUACUCAGAAGUUCAACCGCUUGGCCUCCGAGUCCCAGCUGCUCUCCUCCUCCCGCGCCUCCUCCAAGAGCAACAGGAGCUCCAGGAGUGAUAAAGAUGAUGAUGACUCGACUUCCAUCCUGUCGUAUGGCGCUGACGGACAGGAGUGGAUGUUAGCAGCUGCCAAGAGUGACUUUAAUGAAAUCCUGAGAUUGCUGAAGGUACACCCAACACUCGCUAGGUACAAGGUAAGUUACCCUGUGUGUUAUUACAGGACCCUGGCCAGGUACAAGGUAAGUUACCCUGUGUGUUAUUACAGGACCCUGGCCAGGUACAAGGUAAGUUACCCUGUGUGUUAUUACAGGACUCUGGCCAGGUACAAGGACUCUGGCCAGGUACAAGGAAUUGCUCGAGAAGUGGAAAUGUUUUCACGAGACGUAGAUAUAAGUUGUAAUUUUGAGACGUAG
Messenger RNA from Cherax quadricarinatus, 1650 nucleotides. Lineage: Eukaryota; Metazoa; Arthropoda; Malacostraca; Decapoda; Parastacidae. The record is from RefSeq and is a predicted model, not a curated record.